AUGUUUCCGGACAGCCAGAUAGCCAGCAAGUUUUCCUGUGGCGAGAAAAAAUGUGCUUACUUAGCUUGUUUUGGCAUAGCACCCUAUUUCCAACGUAAGCUUACGGAUGAAGUCACAAAACUUGAAUUGUUUGUUUUACUUUUUGAUGAAUCGCACAAUAAAGUUACCCAAACCAAGCAGAUGGAUCUGCAUGUUAGGUUUUGGGAUGCAAAGAACUCCAGAGUGCAGACAAGGUACCUAACCUCUGUAUUUCUGGGACAUGCUACAGCCGACGACCUUUUGGAAAAGAUCGUUAGCUACCUUGAUAGUAUCAAGAUUCAGAAGUCCAACAUAUUGCAGUUGUCAAUGGACGGGCCUAACGUGAAUUGGAAACUGCAUGAGCUAUUCCAGGAACUGAUCUCUGAGGUUGACGAAAACGCACCCAUCUUAGUUAACGUAGGCUCUUGUGGACUUCACAUUGUACACAAUGCUUUCAAAGCUGGAUCAAAGGCAUCUACUUGGAGCAUUCAGGAAGUUCUGUCUUCUCUUCAUUGGUUAUUUGUGGAUUCACCAGCACGAAGAGAGGAUUACACAGAAAUAACCAGCAGUGUUGUAUUUCCAAUUAAGUACUGCAAGCACAGAUGGCUGGAGAACCUGCCAGUUGUAGUACGGGCCCAGGAAAUAUGGAAAGAAGUCACUUUCUAUGUGACAACGGUGCAACGUAGCAGCAAAUAUAGUGUGCCAACUUCAAAGUCCUACAAGACGAUAAGAGAUUCAACCCAAGAUCCACUAAUGCCUCUCAAAUUUGCUGCUUUUGAGUCAGUGGCUAAACAGCUGCAACCAUUUCUGGUACAGUUCCAAAGCGACAGCCCUCUUACCAUUUGUGGCCAGCAGUCUAGAGAAGGUGAUUCGUGGUCUCAUGAAAAGGUUCGUCAAAGCUGAUGUACUCCAGGGUGCCAGCUCUGCAGUAAAGCUUCUGAAGAUUGACUUCAAGAAGAGGGAGAAUUGCCUUGACGUGGAGAAGUUGGAUGUUGGUUUUGUUGCUGCCACGAAGCUGAAAGAAUUGCAAGCAGCCAAGAAAAUCAGUGAUCGUCAGACAUAUGAAUUUAGGAAGGAAUUCCAGUCGUUCCUUACAGCUACAGUUGGAAAACUUAUUGAGAAGACCCCAAUUGCCUAUUCCCUUGCCAGGAACCUGUGCUGUUUGGAUCCGAUUCAUAUUGUGACAGAGAAAGAAGCAAGCUGUGCGAGGUUCAAGAUUGUCCUCAAGAAAUUGGUAGAAUGCAAGAGGGUUGAUAUUCAUGAUUGUGACAUUUUGUUGUCACAGUACAGUGAAUUUACGGAACGGGCUACACAGGUGCACAAGUCUGAGUUUGAAGACUUUGACUUUACAGAUCAGAGAUUGGAUGCAUUUCUCCAAAAACACAUUGGUCUUGUCGGUUCACUUUCCAAACUGUGGGACGUUGUGAAAUUCCUCUUGUGUCUCUCACAUGGGCAAGCAAGUGUAGAAAGGGAUUUUCCGUUAACCGACAGCUAA
This is a messenger RNA of Pocillopora meandrina, 1513 nucleotides long. The record is from the annotation of a GenBank genome assembly. Lineage: Eukaryota; Metazoa; Cnidaria; Anthozoa; Scleractinia; Pocilloporidae.